UGUAGAACCAAGCUGGCAGCAUCACUAGCUCGCUGCAGAGUGAAACAGAGUCUGCAGAGCGUCUCCUGUUUUCUGUCAGAUCCUGUCAGGACCAAACAGCACAGAGCAAAACGUCUGCCACUUUAUGCAUGGGUCAAUACUCUCAAAGCCAGUGUUGACGAAGUGUGUGCAUCGUUACAAAGAGCCGGCUUGUGUGAAGUGGAGAUCAUGACGGCCCUCAGUGAGGGGUCGUUCUGCAGAGACCCUCUCUGUCCCGAUACACUCGUCUUCUCCCCUCAGCUUCACGCUCUGCUGCAGCACAGCAGCCUCACAAGUACAUAUGCACUUAACACACAGGACAGGAGUGUGUGUGUGGCAGUGAGUGCGUUACGCCCCCUGCUGUUUGAUAACGGGGACGUCUUGGCGGUGGGGUCUUUCUCAGCUGUGACCGUGGCUCACGUCGCCGUGGCGGCCGCUGACCGCUCUGGCCGAGUGUUGGUGUGUGGUGCCGAUCACACUACGUCACAAAUAGACGAGAUACAAGAACUACUCACACAAAUGGAUAUCAAAAAUGUGCGAGUCCUGUCAGAAGCCUUCAGUGGUUUGAAUGAGUGGGACGCCUCUGUCCAGCGACUAAAGGUCAUCAUCGUGCUGCCUCAGUGUUCCUCCUCCGCGCUCAAUGACCCUGUGCCCACCAUGCACAGUGAACAUGGAAACUGGGAUCUACUGCCGGAAUUGUGUCACAGUUCUGUGUCUCGAAGCAAAAUACACACAAUGGCCUCCCAACAGGCACGACUUCUAGCUCACGCCGUGUCCUUUCCAAAGGUUCAGACGGUGGUCUACUGCACACGCUCAGUGUAUCCUGAGGAAAAUGAACAGCUAGUGAAAAGAGUGUUAGACAAAACACACACCCAUCCCAAACUGCUGCCCUUCAGGGUAAACGGUCCGAUUUUCAGCGAUGACUCCCAGUCAGGAGACACAACAGAAUCAAAGUUCUUUAGGCUCGAAACGUCACAGUUCACCAAUGGCUGCUUCAUCGCACGACUGUCCCGACAGGUGAGAGAGAGAGAAAGAGAGAGAGGGGGGAACAUGUGGAGACUGAUGGGAAAAUAG
This is a messenger RNA of Notothenia coriiceps (black rockcod), 1092 nucleotides long. Its product is annotated as putative methyltransferase NSUN7. The transcript has 7 exons. NCBI's taxonomy places the organism in Eukaryota, Metazoa, Chordata, Actinopteri, Perciformes, Nototheniidae. The record is from RefSeq and is a predicted model, not a curated record. Gene Ontology annotation, molecular function: methyltransferase activity. The coding region runs from base 208 to 1092 and encodes 294 amino acids.